This is a messenger RNA of Micropterus dolomieu (smallmouth bass), 378 nucleotides long. Its product is annotated as UPF0329 protein ECU05_1680/ECU11_0050-like. The transcript has 2 exons. The record is from RefSeq and is a predicted model, not a curated record. The annotation marks the transcript as partial. NCBI's taxonomy places the organism in Eukaryota, Metazoa, Chordata, Actinopteri, Centrarchiformes, Centrarchidae.
AAGGGAAAUUAUGGCAAUGGUGGAGGGAAAUAUGGUGACAUUAAAAUCCAUAAACACAGAGCUCCACCAGAGCCAGGCAGAGUUGAAGAGUAAAAACAAAGCUCUGCAGGAUCUUCUCAGUGGAGAGCAGAAAAACAAUAGAGAGCUGGAGGAGAAGUGGCUCCAAAAAGAGCACACGAUGGAGGAGGACAUUAAGCUCCUGAGCGAGCUAAACACUGAGCUCCAGGAGCUCGCCGACAAAACUGACGAUGAGAAGGCCAAGAUGAGAAAGAACGAAAAGAGGGCAAGGAAGGAGACAGAAAAGAGGCUGAAGAAGGAGAGAAAAGAGGAGGAAAAGAGAGAGAAGAAAGAGAAAAAAGAAAAUGAGAAGAAGGAAAA